ACCUGGAAUUCCAUGGGAAAAUUCAAUGGUCAUUUUUGCCCGGGGCUAUAUCUUUUCUGUUAUGGACUAUAUCAGACAAUAGUGGUUUCCAAAGCUGUGAUCUUCAAUGACUCUCUCCUGUGUCCUCUACGCCCUCCCAGGAAUAAGGAGAGAUGGGCCACAUGGAGAAUCUCCUACGGUGGCAUAUUGAAGGUGGUGACUGGCUGCAUCUUAACCGCUUACGUGGUCAUCUGUCUCGAUGAAGGCAUGGUGCUGAUGAACAAACAGGUGCCACCCAGGUUCAUGUACCCCAAGGAGUGGCAGCACCUCACCAUGUUCAUCCUCCUCACCCUUAUUGGCUGUGUAGACAUCGUGAGCAAGAACCUGCUGCCCCAGCGGAGUGUGGUCCUGGAGCUGGGUGUCCAGAUGCUGGCCUUCCACGUGCUCCUCCUGCUGCUGCUGUCUCACAGCCAGAACUCUGCAGGGGUGGAGCUGCAGGUCCACGCCCUGCUCGUCCUGGUGGUCUUCCUGCUGGUGCUGGUGUUGACGGCAGAGCUGUGGGCUCCCGACACGGUUCGCCUCUGGCUGAUGGAGACCUUUCUGUUUCUGAUGAUGGGCUCCUGGCUGAUGCAGGCAGGCUUUAUUCUAUACAAACCGGUCACUGGGUAUCCGUGGCAGGAUGAUGACACGAGUGACAUCCUAUUUGUCACCACCUUCUUCUGCUGGCAUGUGAUGGUCAACGCCUCAUGCCUUUUAGGGAUCUACGGCUUCUCCGCAUUGUGGUAUCAUUGUCGCGGUCCUAACUUGAAGCGGAUAGGGGCCAGAGAGGCUCCACAUCACACCAGUCCUCCGGGAGCCCAGUACAAGUUACAGCAGGAAGUGGAUCCACCACAGAAGGAUAGGCAGGCGCUCCUCCUCAAAGCGAGUUCACCCUGA
This is a messenger RNA of Echinops telfairi (small Madagascar hedgehog), 915 nucleotides long. RefSeq names its product transmembrane epididymal protein 1-like. Bases 13 to 915 code for a protein of 300 amino acids. The transcript has a single exon. The record is from RefSeq and is a predicted model, not a curated record. NCBI's taxonomy places the organism in Eukaryota, Metazoa, Chordata, Mammalia, Afrosoricida, Tenrecidae.